This is a messenger RNA of Pygocentrus nattereri (red-bellied piranha), 5730 nucleotides long. It is a transcript of the gene gpr83, whose product is annotated as G protein-coupled receptor 83. Gene Ontology annotation, molecular function: neuropeptide Y receptor activity. Bases 1 to 1068 code for a protein of 355 amino acids. NCBI's taxonomy places the organism in Eukaryota, Metazoa, Chordata, Actinopteri, Characiformes, Serrasalmidae. Gene Ontology annotation, cellular component: membrane. The record is from RefSeq and is a predicted model, not a curated record. Gene Ontology annotation, biological process: neuropeptide signaling pathway. The transcript is spliced from 4 exons.
AUGGUGAUGUCUGGAGGUUCCGGUCUCGCCGGAAUGAGUAACGGCUCUCUGGCCGCGCUCUCGCGGCUGCGCGCGCUGAACCUGAGCGCGCUGUGGAACCUGUCCAUGGACGCGGAGCCGCGGUACCGCGCGGAGUCCCAGCGGCCGGCCGUGCAGGCGCUGCUCGCGGCGGCGUACUCCAUCAUCAUCAUCAUCUCACUGAGCGGGAACACGGCUGUAUGCCACGUGGUGAUGAAGAACAAGCGCACGCGGUCCGUCACCAGCAUCUUCAUCAUGAACCUGGCCAUCGCAGACAUCCUCAUCACCCUGCUCAACACCCCCUUCACUCUGGUGCGGUUCGUGUACAGUACGUGGAUGUUUGGCCGGGCGAUGUGUCACGUGAGCCGGUUCGCUCAGUACUGCUCGGUGCACGUGUCGGUUCUCACGCUGGUCGCCAUUGCCAUAGACAGACACCAGGUAGUGAUGCACCCGAUGAAGCAGAGGAUGUCGUGUCUGCAGGGUGUGGUGUGGGUCGGAGUGAUCUGGGUGAUGGCCACGUGUUUCUCUCUGCCACACGCCAUCUACCAAACACUGUUACGCUUCGAGUUUGGUGACGGAAGAGUGCGAAUGGUUUGCCUGCCCAGUUUUCCCCAACCGUCUGAUCUCUUCUGGAAGUAUCUGGACCUGACCACCUUUGUCCUGCUCUUCAUGCUGCCCCUGGCGAUAAUCUCCAUUGCGUACGCUGUGGUGGCGAAGAAGCUGUGGAUGCGGAACGCCAUCGGCGACGUGACUCUGGCCCAGAGCACGGCGCACCGGCGGAGGAAGAAGAUGACCAUGAAGAUGCUGAUGGCAGUGGUGGUGGUGUUCGCGGUCUGCUGGUUUCCGCUGAACUGCUACGUGGUGCUGCUGUCCAGCAAAGUCAUCGAGGCCAAUAACGCUGUGUACUUCACUUUCCACUGGCUGGCCAUGAGCUCCACCUGCUACAACCCCUUCAUCUACUGCUGGCUCAACCACAACUUCAGGGCCGAGCUCAGGUCGCUCCCGUUAAUCGGACGCAGGGGGAAGGCCGUCGCCAACCAGGAGACCUGAAGGGGGCGCUGUCUCACUUUCGUCCGCUUACUUAACUCGGAUUCGUCGGCCUGUCUGAUCGGCGGAACAUCAACAACGGUCUGAUUGAGCAUUCUGGGUUAGCAAGCACACUUUCCAAACGACCACUAGCUUGGGCAGUACUAAUGUCAGCCAAGUUACUGAUGGUAUUUGUAAUUAUUUAUUUAAAAGAUGGUUCUUCAAAGGUUCUUUAGUAAAGAAAAUAUAUACAGCCAUGACUACUCAAAGAACAGUGUGCAAGCUUAAAAGGCUUUGUUCAGUCGUUCUUCAGAUUGAUGGAGAUUGCAUUCUGUUUAGCAAAAAAAUUGGUCUGUAAAGAGAGAAGAACCACGAAAGCAUGCACAUUCUUUGAGUGUUCAUGCUUCCACAUAGAACCACUGUCUUUGCUGAAGAACCCAUGAAGAAUUGAGUGCACCGUACUGUUCAAAAGUCAGAGACCGCCCUUCAUUUAUUUCAUUUCCAAUCAGAACAGCCAAUAAGUAGAGCUCCUUCACUUUUGAGGUAAUAUUUCUGUUUGAUUUUUUUCUCGGUGAGGUUCUUCUUGACAGCUACACAUCCUUUCAGACCCAAAGUGCUGUUGUCUUCAACUUAUGUCGUCUAAAUGUUUUCUCAAAGUAGAAAGGACGGACAUUUGGAUUUGAGCCUGGACGUCGGAAAGGGAGUGGGGUUUUAUAGAUAAUAGAGACUGAAAUUUGUCACUGAGGGUUACUCAGAACUCGAGAAACGAGUGCAAAACCAACUUCUAAAACUGAACUUUGAAGGUUUACAGACUUGCCUACUAGAAGGCUUAAAGUGAGUACCCUAAAAAGUAUAGAAGCUGUGUUAAAAGUAAUGAGUAGACAGACUAAAAACUGAAAAAAAAUUGUUUUUCAUGACACUGGAAAAAAAAGUUCUACUUAACGCCUGUUUUGAAUUGAAAUCAAAUACAAAUUUAGAGUGGUUUCUGGCUUUCAUCUAUUAUUAGCUAACGAUUAUUAACUAUCUAUUAAUUAGCUGAUAAAAUUAUCCUGCCCAUAUUUUUAUAUUCCGAGGUGCUUUUUGGAAUGAUUCCUGGAAGAGCAGUCCAUUCACAUUCAUUCCCUGCGAUCAUUCAAGGUGCUUUACAAAAGAGAAAAUGCAAAGAUCAUUCGGAUUAGUUUAAAAGGAUAGAAACUAAAAACUGAUUCCAUUUAAGAGCAGUAUAGUAGCUAAAUGGGGGGUUCUCUCUUUUACUCCUAGUGAGACUCUGGCAGAUGUAUUGUGAACCAGCUGAAGCCAUUUGAUUGUCUUUAUUGGGAGUCCAGUUAGGCGACCAUUACAGUGAUCAAUCCUGCUAGAACUAAAGGCGUGGAUGAGUUUCUCCAGGUCUACUUCAGACAGAAAAUCACUGAUCUAGUCGAAGUUUUUACAGUGAUAACAAGCUGAUUUGUCACGACUGCUUAAAACUUAAGGUCAGAGUCCAUUAGUAAACCAAGGUUACACGCUAGUUCUGUGGAUCUUAGGGUUUUGGAGUCCAGAUCGGCAGCUGGACUGUGCCUCUCAUUCCUAUUCCCAAAUAAAAUAAUUCUGUCCAGGUUUUCUCUUUAGUCAACUGUAGAAAGUUUUGUACCAUCCAGUUAGCUAUGUGCUCAAGGGCCUUACAGAGUGGGUGGAGGGGACCAUGCAGGGGACCAACUCUCAUGAGCUUGGAGUCUGAGGAGGAGGAGGGGGCAGGGGUACAUUUUAAAUAAUUGCUGUGAAUAUUACAUCUUUUUCCUUUAUUUGGCCUUUUUGGUCAUUUUAUGGCUCUAUAACGCAUCUAGCUAACUAGAUUAAUAUUGAUAGCUACCUUAUUUGCCAACUAGCUUACUGACUGGCAAAUGUCUACAUUCACACAAAAUCAUGGGUAGAGUCAAACAACGCUUAUUCUUCUCCAUCGAGAGUGAAAAUAAGAGUAAAAACCCCCCAUGUGGCCACUAGCAUACACGCUAAUAGCUGUAGCUUCUUAUUAGUUUAUAUAACUUUUUUAAACUCUCCGCAAAAAUGGAAAUCAACAUAGCAUCAAAGUUCACAUUCUGGUGCUCGCAUAGGGGACGAGUAGUGCUGGGCAACUUCAUCUUUACCUGGAAGAGUAAAGAACAAAAAGAAAUCGCUAAAUAGCCAUCACUUAAAAAAUGGGAAAAACAGGGAAAAACUGACAGAUGCAGAAGAUCCGUGCUAAAAUCUGUGCUAAUAUGCCAUUUUCAGUUGAGAAGUCAACCCUUAGAAGUCCAGAGUUAAAAUGUUCACCUUUCCAUGCAUUUAGUUUAGUAAUUUGAUCAUGUUAGUAAUGAUGUAAUUAUAUAAUGGGGCACAUUCACACUAGAUUUACAUUCGGUAUCGACAGGACUUCGUUCGUUUGUUUCUACGGAUUGUGCAGUGGGGAAAAGAAACGGAUUAUCUUCCAUUUGUUUAAAAAGAUUUGGUUGCCUAAAGGAGACAGGAGCCAGAACUUCACUCAUUGCUUAAGACUGAAAUGAAUUUCUGGCUGGAUUAGUUUUUAGAUUUAAAAUAUUAGUUGCAAAAUGGGGACUGGAGGGAAUCACUCAUUAGAUUUAUUAAAGAAUGAUGCAACAUAGGGACAUAGAGUUCAUCAAAAAGGUGUCAAAAUUGGUUGCAGUGGGAUUCUGGCUGGAUUAGUUAAGAAAAAAAGUAAAAAACUUGUCAUCCAAUUCAAACCAUUAUCAAAUGUCUCCUCUUUAACGUACACAAGUGUUUUGGAUUGAAAGUUGGGAAUCUGCACAUUCCACAGUUUCUCAGAUUGUUAUUAGUAAUUACCAUAAAAUGUAAUAUUUUUAAAAAAUGUCUUUGCAACUUCUAUAGAAGUCACGUAUGCAGCUUUUAAACUGAAACAGGCAGAGAACUACACAGUCUAGUGCAGGUAACCUGUCCCAGAACAGUGCAGCACCUGAGGUCACCUGUGGAUGUGAAUUGGCCCAUGUUUCUGUUGAUGAGAUUACCUGAGUGGAUCUAAGAGACUGUGCUUACCUUCUCAGCGUCAAGUGAGCGACGUCUUGUAGCACAAUGCUGAUGACCAAAUGAACGUUUUAGUGUUGAUCAAAUACAAACUUGUUUACAACAAAAAAUCUCUGACUAAUUAAAAUGAGACUGCAAUGGCUUAUAGUGAGAGUCAUAUUCAGUUAGUUAAAAGAAGGCGUAUAUGAGAGAAAUGAGUUUAUUAGAGCGCUGUGCUUCAGACUGGACAGAGAUUUUCACUGAAACAGGAAACACCUGGGACUAAUGAGGGGUGGAACAGAACCAGGGAGGAUAUGCAGAACAACAACAACAACAACAACAACAACAACAACAACAACAACAACAACAACAACAACAAAAGCACAUGGUGCAAGAAAACAAAGGCACAUGGCUGCAACGGAGGGGAAGAAACAGAUACUCUCAGAGGGACAAAAGGAGAAUCUGUGACCCAAUUUGUGCUCCAGUGCGUUGAGCUUGGAAUGAGUGAAGUUACAAAACUCAAUGUUUGCUCUAAUUUAAGAAUGUUCAUAACUGUAUGGGGUGAACUGGGUGGCAAGCGCUUCAUUCAGAUGUGUUCUUCUGUAGCUGCUGUUGUGAGGUUGGACAAGCUUUGCAGAAUGCUGGUAAAAAUCCCAUUCAACUUAACGGAAAACUGUCAUUUCUAAAAAAAAAAAAAAUAUAUAUAAUAUUUUAAGCCUGUGAAUGGUCAAACUGUAAGUACGGAUCUGUUUUUAUUUAUUUAUUUGUAUGUUUGUUUAUGUCAUGUAAUCUAUACAACACGGUAGACACAACGCGCACAAACCCUUGAGCCAUACUCUUAAAAAGAUGGUGCACUCUUAAAAAGAUGGUUCGUCGAGGUUUCUUUGGUUCUACAUAGAACCACUUGCUUGGUGAAAUGGUACUUCGCAGUGAUAGCACCAACAAAACGUUCUGCUAUUGUAAGAAUGUCAAGCUUGCAACAAUAGCAGAACCAUUUUUGGUGCCACACCGAACGACGUACAACACAUUCUCCUUCAGUCUGAAGAAGCAUUUCACUAUGCAGAGAACCACUCAAGCAUGCAAAUGUUCUUCGAAUGUUCAUGGUUCUACAUAGAACCAUUGUUUCUACUAAAUAAGCUUUGAAGAACCAUGUGUAGCUGUAGGCUGCAGUGUUAACGUAGCUAGAUGGCAGUGUUAAACUGAAGCUUCAGCUUUUUUAAUUUGGAUGUUUAUACCUUAAAAACUUUAGCUGCAGUGUGACCUUUCACACCUUUACAAAAUAAAAGUCAUUUCAAAUGGAUAAUCUGAGUUUGGAUCUUCUAAAUGUAGGUGUUGUGAUAUAAACGGGACGUUUUCUACAGUUUCUCAUUAUGUGUAUAUGGUGUAUUAAAUAAGCAUUCAUAUUUUAAGCAAAAUCCAUUUUAUCCAGUUGUGAAUUUCUUUUUCCUUUGUUUUGAAUACAUCAAUAUCGCUUUGCAGUUGCUUCUGCGCUUCUCAUCGAGUGAAAUGUCAUAAAGUCAUGCGUGGGAAAAAAGCUAUUUUAUAUACAGCGCAAACUUAUCUGUGCAUUUGUAUGAUUCCAUAAAAUAAUGUGUUACAAUGUGUUAUAUUUCUGUGUUAUUGUCAAUUAAAAAAAGGUUUUCUUCGAUUUGAAGAGAUUAGAAAAAAAGUCCAAUAAAUCACGUGUUUCAA